Molecule: messenger RNA, 2200 nt
Organism: Wasmannia auropunctata (little fire ant)
Lineage: Eukaryota; Metazoa; Arthropoda; Insecta; Hymenoptera; Formicidae
Exons: 5
Coding region: 220-1065 (281 amino acids)
Source: RefSeq, a predicted model, not a curated record
UCCCCUCUUACUUCACUCUAUUGUUAUACUCGUAUCGGCAGUGAUCAGCGGUGACCGUGGUGUUAUGUUGACAUGACAGAUUUCGUAACCCGAAAUUUUCGAAAAGUCAACUUUAACGAUAUCUCGUUAGAACAGAGCUUUUUUUCUGCUAGAUUCUUUCGUUUCGUGCAAAAACGUGUCGAAUGAGUCUAAUUUGAUCAAAAUCGCAGGAUUUCAAAAAUGGAUUUACGCAACGACAUUAAGAAGGCAACGUCACUUGGUUCCAUAGAAGACGACGCCAAAUUCUAUCGACUGCAUGGACUGAGUCAGGCUGCCAAAGAUAAAAAAAUGAAUGAAAGGAAAGUGAAAAAACCACGAAACGCAAAUUUAGUAGAAAACUUCGACACAGAGAAUGAUGAUUAUAUGAACAGUAAUAUAAAUAGUAAAGUAAAACCUACUUUCGAUAAACAUGAUGUUUCUGCUGCUGUCAGAGAAGUAAAUGGUGGCCGUGAUCUUUCAAACAAAUGUUGGGAAGAAACCUAUUCGAAAAAUCUUAACCGUAUGGAGACACAAUCUAAAAAUGAAACGUCUCAGAAUUCUUCCAAACAUGAUAAAGAAACGGAAAAUCUACCCAAGGCUAAAAACUUAAACGACAAAUAUAUCAAGCAAAAGGAUAAAUGGUAUAGAAAUGCUGCUAUCAUGGGUCUCGUGAAAGCAAAAAAGAUUUCAAUGCAGGAUUUAAUUAAUUCUAGCGAUGAAAACUCAGCGAGAAACGAAGACGGACCAGAUACCUUGAGACUAUUCUCUAAACGUAAGAAAAAAAUAUUUCUCACCUUACGUCAGCAUGGAACCGCAUUCAACGGGUGUAUAACGGACUGUGAUAAAAACCAAGUGGAAUCAGUUCCCCUUCGUGAAGAUCCUGAAAUCUUUGUUCACCCUUUGCAAAUGGGACUAGAUAAAAAACAAUUCAAACACAUAGACUUUUCUAUACCACGAAUCGGCAAGAAGAAAAAAAUGACGCCAUUAGAGUUUUUUCUUGAAGCAGAUGACGAUGAUUUCUUUGAAUUUGUAAAGAACAAAGAAUAGUAUAUAGAUAUAUUAUUGUUUAGACAAAUGAUUAGUUAACAUUAUUAUUAUUAUUAUUAUUAUUAAGGAAUAGAUAUAAGAGUUGGAUAUGCAAAAAAAUAAUGGCAACACUGAAAUAAGUUAUUUGCUCUUCUAAUUUGUCUAUCUAAUUUACAUUUGUAAGAACGCAAAGUUUUAGGAUGCGAAAUCAAGUGUUAUUAUAGGAUAUAAAAUUGCUGUAGAAACAUAUCUCACGCAUUUUGGCGCGAGAUACUAUCGCGAUUGAUAUCUUAAUUUACAAAGAUGAAAAAACAAUGAGGAUUAAGAAAAAGAGAUGAAUACAAUUCUUGUGCGAAAAAUCCAAUAUUAAAAGAUAUCUUUAAAAAAAUAUACUGUGUUCAGGUAUUGCCACACGGAGUAGCAGGAUAUUCUUAUACGUACAAUGACUCACGAAACUAAUCAAAUAUAUCACACAAUUAUCUGUGAUUAACAAAAAAAAACAAGCAAUCGACAAAAACAGCCUGAAUAUCAAUAUAACAUAUAAACAAAUAUAUAUUUAUGAUCUUGCUACAGAUACCUUUGUUCACAAAUUUUCAAAAAAGAUUUAGUCAUAAUAGUACAAUUUGAUCAGUUAUGUAAGUCGUAUAUUACAAACAUGGCUGUAAUGUUGUUUUAUAUUAGUGCCAUUUGUUGAAAAUUAACUAGAAAUUAUUAAAAAACUACGAAGCCUAAUAAUAAACGCUAUAGCAUUACUGUUUAUGUAACGAUAAAUAUUAUUUAUAAUAAAGAACUAUAUGUAAUAAAAAGAAAGUUCACUUAUCUUUUACAAAGAUAGGUGAAUUGUGAUGUGUUUUUUUUUGCUUGACGUAAUGGUAUGAAUAUUAUUUUUUGAUAUAGAAAUUAUGCAAUAAAAAAUUCUAAUUACACUUAAAAGAUGUUGCUGCUAUCCAACUCUUUAUAUCCAACUCUUAUACACAACGUCUCGAAUACGCUGAAAUAAAUUAUUAAUUUAGAUAUUCUAACAUUUAUUAUUAAAACGUUAAUGGAUUUUUCAGCAUAUGUAAUUGAAAACUAGGUAUGUAAUAGCUUGUAAAAAUUAAGUAUCGACAGUUGUUAACAGAAUGUUAAAGUUUAGAAUUUGCUUGUUGUCAGCAAA